Messenger RNA from Pocillopora meandrina, 3527 nucleotides. The record is from the annotation of a GenBank genome assembly. Lineage: Eukaryota; Metazoa; Cnidaria; Anthozoa; Scleractinia; Pocilloporidae.
CCAAAGCGUAAAGGGAAAAUAUCGGGGAAAAUAACAGGGAAAUAACAGAGAAAAUAGCGCCACAUAGGAUUUAAUUUUCGAUGCACAAAUUUAUAAAGGUGUGCUUCGUUUAUCAAUGCCGGUAUAUAAUUGAUAUUUGACGGCUUGAUAAACGGUGGUAAAAUUUAAAGAAAGGACUCUUCAAACAAUCCGGCUUUGUGGCUACAACUAACAAGUCGAAGCUAGUUAUACUUCAACUGGUGCAUUUCUUGUUCACAAUGCUUCGAGUCUUCAUCUGUGGAGCUCACAGUGUUGGUAAAACAACCUUAGUGAACGAAGUUGGAAAGCGGUUAAACUUACAUGUGGAAACUGAAGUUGCUCGAAAAGUGAUCACGGAUUUGAAUCUUCGACGAGAAGAUUUUGACCCAAAGACUAAUCCAUCGAAGUUCGAAGAGCUUCAGGAAAGAAUUCUCGAAGCACAAUGUAAAGUCGAGGAACAGCAUUCGAGAAGUGGGACGCCGUACAUAGCAGAUCGAGGAAUUGAUCCAUUGGUUUAUUCUUUGAUGUACCUGGGAGAAAUUAGCAUGAAAAGACUGUUGAGUUUGCCGUCAAGCCAAGAGUGCAUAAGCAGGUGAGCUUUACAAUCAUGUAAAAUACCAAAAAUAAAAGUAAGAAUUCAGUUAAAUUCUUUAUUGAUAACAGUCAGUUAAGGCUUGAUAGGCUAUUUGACUAUGAAAGAUUCUCAAAGUAAGAAGUUUGUUUAUUGUCAUGGUAGUUUCUUGACGAUGGUGGUCCAACAUUUCCUGAUGUUACACGUUCUCCAACGAAACGGAAAGCUCAUCAUAUGAUAAACCGUUGACACACAUUAUUACAUAACUAAAAUAAAGUUCACAUGAUGAUCACUUCGCGUUCUGUCUGAUUGACAUGUUUAUAGUGAUGCUUUGACUCAGAGAAAAUCUAUCGAGACGGAAAAGAAAUAACUCUGAGAUUACACGCUCAAAUUAUUCAAUGCUUCAAGUGCAUUUGCAUAUACAAAACCGAUCAUUCUUUUUGACAAUAAAGUCUGCUUUUCUCUGAGAUGUACGAGACGGUGUUUCGCUACACUUGCUAGAGCUAAUUAAAGUCGGGCGAGCUAUAGUUUAAUAACAGACGAUGAAAUCUCCUGAUACCUGUAACAGAUUCACCUAGUCGAAACAAUAGAUAUUAUUGAUUACUAAAUAUAGAUAUAGAUAUUAUUAUAGAUAUAUAUAUAGAUAUUAUUAUUACUCUCGAGGUUCUACAUUUGCUUGAUUUGCUCCAAAGACGUUACUAUAAACUUGAACUUGAGCGAUCGUCAAUUUCUAGCAUAUGGUUCACGCAAAUCUCAAUUUUCCGAAUUUUUAAGGACAGUAUCUUUCUCCUUUUAAACCUAUCGCAGUAUAAUCAGUAUUUCCAUCUGAUGGUUCAUCAUUAACAAGACACUUCAGUCAUGGGGUAUUUAUGCGACACUCAAAGUUUCUCUGAAGAAGUCUUAUGAGACUACAAAAACAAUUAAUAUAACAAUAAAAGUUGCUUAAGAGCAUUAGACACCACACAGAUAGAUCCUACCUCCGUGGGCUUUGCCUUUAAGGUUUUAUUUUUAGAGCUCGACUUUCGUGGUGGCCUGGUCUGCGUUUGUCAGCUGACAUUCCCAAAAGUUUCUGGUUACCUUUAACUUCGUGCUCGAUGAAUGUCAUUCAAAAGGGAACAUCAAGUGUUUUUGUGGUUCAUUUGCGCAAGUCUCGUAAAAGUAUUUGGAUUUGUGCUCUAAUAGGAGAUGUUAAAUUUUUCAAUAUCAAUAAGCCCACAUGCCCAUUUGUGACGUAUAAAAAUGGAAACUCGAGCCAGAAGACGAGAAAAUGGAUCAACUGAUUAGGGUAUUAUACUGAAGUUCCAGCAGGUAUACAGGCAAUGUAAGAGUUGAAAAGACAGGCUUAGUAGACUUCUGAUGUCUUCUGCGAAGCGUGAUUCAGUCCAACAGUUUUUCACCUAUGUACAUCUCAACAUAAAAAAAUAAUUGAUCGAAAUAUAAGCCAGUUGAUUCUCGAGUCUAGUGAUGGCUACGAUGUCAGAUUAUAUUAGCUGAAUCAAUUGAAAACAAACCGAGCUGUGAGGAAAUACGUAGUAUUCAAAGAACGUUGCCAAACGGGAUCAUAACAGGGGUAUAUCCGGUCAUGUGACGCUUUCAGACCAAUCGCUUACGAGAAAAAAAUAUUUGAUGGAUUAUAGUGCUUCUUAUGUUUUAUUCCAGGUAUAGGACUUCCUUAGUGUUCGUGGUGCGACCCUUCCCAGAAUGCUUACAGACCGAUAGCAUUCGCCUCGUUCCGAAGAUGGAGGACCUGCUAAACUUCACAAACCUGAUGGAGGAAGUUCUUCAGGGCAACAGAAUCCCGUAUACGGUCAUCGACGUGUUAGACCUAAAGAAAAGAGUUGAUAUUAUUCAAGAGAAAAUAAUGGAAUGCGGAAGCCUGAGAGUUGUUGCAAGGACGGAUGGAGACUCCUUAAAUCGAGAUGAUUAGGUAUCCUAUCCAGUGACAAGACACCAUCACGUGAUUUACUCGCGUGAUAUCGAUGGUGAAUACAAGACAGUGUGGAUUCAUUUGAAAAAUAAAGAAGCUGCGUCUGUGCUCUCUUACUUUAAUAAUUGCACACGAUGCAGCGAUCGCACGAAAAACGUUCUAGGGAAACACGAGAUACAGUCGCGUAUUUUUCACGCCUUCUUGAUUGUCCUCAUUUCUACGUUCACUUUCAGUCUUUUUUAUACGGAAUUUAUUACUUUCUUACAAGGAAACUUGCAAAUGUUUAUAUUACUGACAUUGCUGUGGGUAGCUUAAGCUCUGGCUAAGUUGUGCUUUUCUGAAUCAAAAUAUAUUCAUAGUAUCAUCUUUUAGAGAUCUAUUAAACCCUUUAACUCCCAUGAGUGAUCAAGACAGAAUUUCUCCUUACAAUAUCAAGACAAUAUCAAUAAGACAAGUGAGGAGAAUACAGAAAAAUAUCAAUUAGGGGAUUAUUGGUUGAUCCAAACCCAAAUUCUCCCAACUAACACUAUGAGAAUUGUAAGGGAGACAGAAAGGAGAAUUACUUAUGAGAACUUGGGAGUGAAAGGGAUAAUUACGCAUCACAGCAGAUAGUGUCUGUGUAGAGAGAAAAGGAAAAAAAACAAAAAGUACUUACAUGGAAUCUAUAACCACAAGCUUAAUAGAUCCACCGAAAUAAUUAUUUUUACAAGAUAUCAAAGCUUUUUGAUGGAAAGUCUCUGGGCGUUGUCUCGUGCUACAGAAUUUUGUAAGUCUAAUAACACCGGUACCGUCAUGUUUAUCUCUGAAGUUGCUAUGCGACCCAUGCGAAUGUCUUUUUCACCUGCUGAUUUUGUGUUACUCUUUAGAUCGCCUGUCACUGAAAAUCAGCGUUGUAAUCUUAGUGACAUGACAGACUCAGAAAUUUCCUUUUCAAGGUAUCACAGAAGUCAAACUGUUAUCCUUGUAAAAGUGUACAUUUUCUUAAAAGCUUAAUAAACACAGAUUUCGGAU